AUCCCUCAACAAUGAGCAGUCAAUCCAAAGUCAUCACAAUCGGCCUGAUCCUGGCCCUGGGGAUCGGAAAUGCUUAUUACACGUUCAAUCCGAGUUUGAAGGAGUUGAAGGAACGGCGGGAGGGCUCAACCAUUGGGAAAACGCUCGAACCACAGACGCCUGCAGCGCCCCAACCGGAAGCCCAGCAAGAUAAACCCAGCUAAGGUACCUUAAGGAGAGUAACGAACAUGGAGCCGAGUGGGAUAUUGAGUGAUUGCAGCUCAGCAAGGAGGGCUAAAGGCUAACGCCGACAUGCGAGACAGAGAGGAGAAACCGCGACGAGGAAGUGUCAAUGUUUCGCCAUGCGACAGCUGCCAUAUCUGGAUAGGUAACAAUCAAUGUAUUUCAAUCUGAGUCUCUUGAACAUGGCGAUCCUGGUGUCCACGAUAAGGACCAACCAUCACGGUGUUGA
Molecule: messenger RNA, 451 nt
Organism: Parathielavia appendiculata
Lineage: Eukaryota; Fungi; Ascomycota; Sordariomycetes; Sordariales; Chaetomiaceae
Exons: 3
Coding region: 12-203 (63 amino acids)
Source: RefSeq, a predicted model, not a curated record